Messenger RNA from Amphibalanus amphitrite, 1894 nucleotides. Its product is annotated as transmembrane protein 184B-like. Lineage: Eukaryota; Metazoa; Arthropoda; Thecostraca; Balanomorpha; Balanidae. The transcript has 10 exons. Gene Ontology annotation, biological process: transport. Gene Ontology annotation, molecular function: transporter activity. Bases 155 to 1630 code for a protein of 491 amino acids. The record is from RefSeq and is a predicted model, not a curated record.
GCGCAGUUUACGUCUCCAUCUGGUGCGAAAUAGUUGUGUUGCGUUGUGUUGCGUUGGAUGUGUUGGAGUGGGGUCAGGGGUGCGUUUGUGUCUGUGCGGUCGGUGAACUAUCGUGUGUGGCUUUGAAUAAAAUGUAUAGGUUUGGAAGGAGAUAAUGAACAACACCACAACAACAGCUGCCCCCGCUGUUACGGCAGUGACUGCGGCUGCUGCCAAUACCUCAGAGUUGCCUGAUGGCACCGUCACACCUCUCGUGCCGCUGCCCGGUGAGGAGGGCUACAUCUUCCUGGAGACUGUCUCAGCGCAGGCCAUCGCCGGCGCGUUCGUGUGGGCGGCCCUCCUCAUCACAGUCCACCAGAUCUACCAGCACCUGCGGUUCUACACCAACCCGGCGGAGCAGCGGUGGAUAGUGCGGAUCCUGUUCAUCGUGCCCAUCUAUGCCUUCGACUCGUGGCUCAGUCUGCUGUUCUUCAAUAAGAAUAAUUACUAUAUCUACUUCAACACAGUGCGGGACUGCUAUGAAGCGUUCGUCAUCUACAACUUCCUUUCGCUCUGCUACGAGUACCUGGGCGGCGAGGGCAACAUCAUGUCCGAGAUCCGCGGCAAGCCCAUCAAGACGACGCUCUGCAGCUGCACCUGCUGUCUGGCCGGCCGGAGCUACACCAUCGAGUUCCUGCGCUUCUGCAAGCAGGCCACGCUGCAGUUCUGUGUGGUCAAGCCGGUGAUGGCCUGUGUCACCAUCGUACUGGAGGCCUACGGAAAAUAUUCGGACGGAUACUGGAGCGCGACGAGCGGCUACCUCUACAUCACCAUCAUCUACAACUUCAGCGUUUCGCUGGCGCUCUAUGCGCUCUUCCUGUUCUACCACGCCACCAGGGAGAUGCUGCGACCCUUCGAUCCCGUCAUCAAGUUCUUCACAGUGAAGUCGGUCAUCUUUCUGUCCUUCUGGCAGGGCGUGCUUCUGGCCAUUCUCGAGUGGAGCGACAUGUUCGAGGAGCGCAGCUACAUCAACCCAGGCACCAUGUCGGCCGGCUACCAGAACUUCCUCGUCUGUAUCGAGAUGUUCUUCGCCGCCAUCAUGCUGCGCUACGCGUUCCCGCAUACGACCUACUCCCAGGAGUGUUUUACCGAUCCGAGCGGACGGUCGGUGACCAUGACGAGUAUCUCCAGCUCUCUGAAGGAGACGAUGAACCCACGAGAUAUAAUGACGGACGCGAUUCACAACUUCCAUCCGCAGUACAGCCAGUACACCCAGUACAGUGCCGGCAUCGGUGACGGCAGCAGUCGCCGUCCGCCCGCCUCCCGGCCCGCCGAACUGGACGUCACAUCCACCGCAGUGGCGCCGCCUGUCGGCCCGUCGGCAGGGUUUCAGGAGCUGCGCGCGCCGCCAGGCGGCAGCACCAGCGCUCCGCCAGGUGGCAGCACCGGCGGCAUGGUGCCGGGCUAUCAGCAGGCCGGCGGUCGGCCAAGCAAGAACCACUCUCGUACCCACUCGGGCAGCUACGACGGUGACGCCGGUGUGCCCCAGUCCAGUCUCCAUGGCAACAAGAGACCAAACAACCCGCGCGUCAGCGGACUCAGCUACACGGAGAAAACCACACUGCUCUCUAGCGACGACGAGUUCCCGUGAGCGGCCGCGACCGGGGCGACACCUAUACCGUAGUUAGUUACUCUGCGCGCCGCUAGGUGUCCCUGACCGGUGAUUGGGUUCGGUGAUUCUGUGAUUAGUUGAGUCGCUCCGCGGCCUGCGAGGGCGGUAGACGUUUUCUGUUGAUAUCACGUGCCACCGCAGCGGAUAUACGCCGUGAUAAUUAUGCGCCGCUGGAGCAUAGCUCGGGUAUAACAAGCUAUGAUUUUCCCAGGUGUAAGUUAUGUACAGUGUUUUUGUAUUGCU